This is a messenger RNA of Oncorhynchus tshawytscha (Chinook salmon), 5428 nucleotides long. RefSeq names its product solute carrier family 6 member 4a (gene slc6a4a). Gene Ontology annotation, molecular function: serotonin:sodium:chloride symporter activity; serotonin binding. The coding region runs from base 1415 to 3349 and encodes 644 amino acids. Gene Ontology annotation, biological process: sodium ion transmembrane transport; serotonin uptake. Lineage: Eukaryota; Metazoa; Chordata; Actinopteri; Salmoniformes; Salmonidae. Gene Ontology annotation, cellular component: neuron projection; membrane. The transcript is spliced from 14 exons. The record is from RefSeq and is a predicted model, not a curated record.
CAUACACACACAAAGUCAUGAACAUACACACACAAAGUCAUGAACAUACACACACACACACACUCCGCCACAAACACACUCACUCCAUCAUGAACACACAAGCAGAGUUAGUUUCCAUGUGAGGGGCUUUGGGGCCAGCUGGGCCCAGGAUUGAGAUGUAGUAGAGAGGCUGUUAAGGGGCUUUUAGGUGCUGUACCUUUUCCUUGGCAGCACUGAGUAGCAAAUAUGUAGCUUUGUAGUUUAGCCUCCCCCUGUGUUCCCAGAGAGAGAUUCCAAGAAAUUCCACUUCAUCUUUUCAGGGCUUUGUCUGACUGACCUGAUCGUGAUGGGAGUCUGGAUGGUGACUCAUUCAACACUUAAUACACACACAGUCCGCUUAUUCAAGACUCAUAUUAUACCCUCCAAUUCUCCGACUUUCCCUGGCUCUGAUGGACUGGUAGAUGUCCUGACGUCACCACUACCGAGGAUUUAUCUGGGCUCAAAGUCCUUUGUUUCACACCAACUUAAAACCCUCAGAGGAUGGAUUGUUCUGCUUUGUUUAUUUCUCUGCCUCCCCUCGUGUGUGUGUGUGUGUGUGUGUGUGUGUGUGUGUGUGUAUGUGUGUGUGUGAGAGAGAUGGCGAUUAACCUACCACAGAUUGGAGUGACUCGCACUCGCAGCAGCACCCCACACUGGUUAAGAGUGAGUCGUUGUGAGUAUCUCUGUGUAAAAAUAGUCAUGAUUACAAGGACUGUGUUGUCUUCUGUGUGUGACUCUCUCUCUCUCUGUGGGCCUCCAGUGACUGGACUUGGAAGUCCCUACCCUAGAGACUUAACCCUGGCACACACACAUGGUGUAUGAUAGUCUAAUGCAGGUGGUUGUAAGAGGAGUCAGGGAUAGCCCCACUGCCUCUCAGCCAGGCUCUUUCUUUCCCUUUCAGAACUAUGCGUCUUGGAUUAAGAGCAAGGGAUCCCUGCACUGGCAAAAGCUGUGUGUGCGCGCGUGUGUAUGUGUGUGUGUGUGUGCGUGCUCGCACGCGUGUGUGUCUCUAAUCAAGGCUAAGUAGAAUGUGGCCUUGGGGAAGCCUAGCUUUGUCCAGUGUGUAUCCGUGCCCGGCCUCUCCAGGAUGCUGAGUUGGAACUGGGAGUGAGCUGGACGUCUAUGGACAGCAGAGCUGGUUGCUGGUCCCGGCAGCACCCAACUUCACCCCAGUCUGGUACAGGUUGUGUCAACACUGGUGUUUGCCAUAGAAGGCAGUGGAGCCAGUCCAAGUGUCUAACCCUACAGCGGCGCCCCCUGGCCCCGGCCACACCUCUCCCUCUCCGUCUCUCUCUAUGAUAUCCCUCAUCCCCUGAUGGGCACCUCAUCACACCGUGCCACAAGUCCACCGUCGUCGCUAACAACCACACCACGCCACUAACCACCGGCCAUCGCCAUGGAGAUGAAACAGUCAAUGAUGAUGGACAGAGAGAACGAAGGAGGGGAGAAAGAGAAAGGGGAGGAGCAAUCGCAGGAGAACGGCAGACUCAUGCUGGCUGACGGAGGGGUGGCAGAGAAGGGGGACCCCAAAGUGAACUCUGGUGGGGGGUCAGGAGGGGUGUCCAACGGGUACCCCACGUCCACAGCACCGAGCCCCAAGGAGGGAGCGGGGGGUGUACCCGCAGGGGCCCUGAGGACUCUGGUGGUCCAGCAGACCAGUCUGGACCAGCCCCGGGAGACCUGGAGCAAGAAGAUGGACUUUCUGUUGUCUGUGAUUGGCUACGCCGUGGACCUGGGAAAUGUGUGGCGCUUCCCCUACAUCUGCUACCAAAACGGCGGAGGUGCCUUCCUGCUGCCCUACAUGUUGAUGGCGGUAUUCGGUGGCGUGCCUCUGUUCUACAUGGAGCUGGCACUGGGGCAGUUCCACCGUAGCGGCUGCAUCUCCAUCUGGAAACACAUCUGCCCCAUCUUCAAGGGUAUCGGCUUCGCCAUCUGCAUCAUAGCGCUGUACAUUGCGUUCUACUACAACACCAUCAUGGCGUGGGCCCUGUACUACCUGCUGGCGUCGUUCCGGCCCACCCUGCCCUGGACCACGUGCUCCAACCCCUGGAACACGGUCAACUGUCUCCGCUACCUGUCCACCGACAGCAACGUCACCUGGACCAACACGUCCACCUCGCCCGCCGAGGAGUUCUAUACGCGUCAGGUACUGCAGGUACACCUGUCCCCAGGUCUGCACCAGCUCGGCAGUGUGAGUUGGCAGCUGGCUCUCUGCCUCCUGUUCAUCUUCACCAUCGUCUACUUCAGCAUCUGGAAGGGAGUCAAGACCUCUGGCAAGGUGGUGUGGGUGACAGCCACCUUCCCCUACCUUGUCCUGCUGGUGCUGCUCGUUCGUGGGGCCACUCUGCCCGGAGCCUGGAGGGGCGUGGUCUUCUACCUCAAACCUGAUUGGGGGAAACUACUCAGCACCACAGUAUGGAUUGAUGCUGCAGCUCAGAUCUUCUUCUCUCUGGGGCCAGGUUUCGGGGUUCUCCUGGCCUUUGCCAGCUACAACCCCUUUCACAACAACUGUUACAAGGAUGCGUUGCUGACCAGCUCUGUGAACUGCCUGACCAGUUUCCUCUCUGGGUUUGUCAUCUUUACCGUGCUCGGCUACAUGGCUGAGAUGCGCAAAAUAGGUGUGGAGACCGUAGCCAAGGAUGCUGGUCCCAGUCUGCUGUUCAUCAUCUAUGCUGAAGCCAUCGCCAACAUGCCCGCUGCCACCUUCUUCGCCAUUAUCUUCUUCCUCAUGAUCAUCAUGCUGGGGCUGGACAGCACGUUUGCCGGUCUGGAGGGGGUGAUCACAGCCAUGCUGGAUGAGUUCCCCCAGUUGUUGUCUAGGAGGAGGGAGUGGUUUGUCCUGGGCCUGGUGUGUGUCUGUUACCUGGGAGCGCUCUCCACCCUCACCUACGGAGGUGCGUUUGUGGUGAAACUGUUUGAGGAGUACGCCACGGGACCUGCUGUCAUCACUGUGGUCUUCCUAGAAGUCAUCGCCGUUUCCUGGUUCUACGGCACGAGUCGUUUCUGUGCUGAUGUCCAUAUGAUGCUGGGCUUCUCUCCUGGAUUGUUCUGGAGGGUGUGCUGGGUGGCCAUCUGCCCAAUAUUCCUACUGUUCAUCAUUGUCAGUUUCCUGGCGUUCCCCCCGGAGGUCAAGUUGUUUGACUACGUCUACCCACCUUGGACAACAGUUCUGGGCUACUGCAUCGGAGUGUCCUCCUUCAUCUGUGUACCAGCCUACAUGGUGUACCACCUGCUCACUGCCAAAGGGACCUUUAAACAGCGUCUCCUGAAGGGCAUCACCCCUGUACCCAGUGGGCCUCACAGUGACAUUAUCAUCACCCACGCCGUCUGACCCAGUGGUCUGACCAGGCCCGGUGGACUACACCCCCCUCUGCUGGACAUAGAGCACAACUGCAGGAUGGGGAGGGUUCGUCCCUUCCCCCGCUUCUCCUCCAGAACACCCACAGCAGACUUCAGCACUAAGGCACCCCGUCCAUCCCACUGACCCCAGGGAUGAGGUGGAGUGCCGGGCCACACUGUCUGCAGCAUCCCACCCCUCAUCCCGUCAUCUCCCUCCUGGCUCAUUCUGUUAGCUAAACCGUUAGCGGCUAAUGGCGUCACUGUUUUCAUGCUGGCCCACGCUGGUCAGAGCAUUUCAACCACCCGACAGAGGGUUUUAGAUGCCACAGCACAAUGACAUGUGUACUGUUACAAUUGGAAUCCAUCCAUUCAGUAUGAUUCAUAAACAUACACACGCACUCUUCCUUGUCUCUGUUCUGUCAGGUCCACUUUUAUAUCACAAACAAACGUCUCACGGCUUCAUUUGACCUUCGAUCCUUGUUUCAUGAGUUCUGCUUUCAGAUAUUUAGCCGGACAUUGAUUGCAAAAUCCAGGAAUCUUUUUACAUGUCUAAAUGAAGCCAAAUGUUCCAUCGGUAUUUCUACAGGUAUUUCCAGAUGUGAGCUGUUGUCAUGUUUUAGAAUGACUUGGUGGGAGCUUGUCAGUGUUUCUGAAUGGGAAUGGGAUGGCUGAACCUAUGAAAGGCCUUGAUGUGUGUCAGAGCGUCUCCACACGGUGAAACGCUGUAUGUUGGUGUAGUAUGACGCACUGCAGUACUGAUUAUGCUCUGUAAGCAUAUCCAGGUUGUUGGGGAACAUAGAGACAAGUUCAGAAGAGAACACAGGGCUUUGUCCAGUCGUAUGUGGGGGGAUUCUUGAGUUGCAGUAUGGAAGGCUCUGGUUUGUGUGUGUGUUGGCAUGUUGAGUGUGUGUGUGUGUGUGUGUGUGUGUGUGUGUGUGUGUGUGUGUGUGUGUGUGUGUGCGUGUGUGUGUCAGAAAAAAUUGGAAGGAACGUGGGGAGAAGCUACCCUGUGCAGAUUAGAAGGAGUCGUGGGUUAUAUUAUUGCAAUAUACAUAUAUAUAUUUAUUUUAAAUAAUAAUUAUUGCUGUCAAAUCUAUGUAUGCUUUCAUGUAAUUUACCAAAAACUGACAUGCUGAUUUAGUCUCUUAAUAUGUAAAACACCAUUUACAUGUGAAUUACUUAUAGUGGGAACCAAAUGUCGAUCACAACUAUUUUCAUCUCCAUCGCUCAGUCCUCAAGGUUGCGUCUGAAACAGGUAUCUGUCUUUACUCUCUACCAAAUCAUCUGUUGUGUGUUGGACUGGGAGUAAAAAUAUGGCAUGUACGUGUGUAUUAGUCUUGGUAUCGGUAUAUGUCUCUUUGUUCUGUGAAUACCUGUCUACUCUCUUGGAUGCAUUACUGUAUGUUUUUGCGUGCCUCAGACCUGGGUUCAAAUACUAUCUUUCAAAUACUUUGUGUUUUCUUUAGCCUGCCUAGGGCCAGAUGGGCGGGGUUUGUUUUAGCCUGUCUAGGGCCAGAUGGGCGGGGUUUGUUUUAGCCUGCCUAGUGCCAGAUGGGCGGGGUUUGGCCUGCCUAGGGCCAGAUGGGCGGGGUUUGUUUUAGCCUGCCUAGUGCCAGAUGGGCGGGGUUUGUUUUAGCCUGCCUAGUGCCAGAUGGGCGGGGUUUGCAGGUUUGCGACUGUUCUAUUUGUUCCAUUGAACCAGGCAAUCAAAUCUGAAGUAUUUGAAAGGAUUUCAAAUAGUAUUUUAACUCAGGAUUGGUGUACGUGUGAGCGUGUGCGUGUGUAUAUUAUGAAUGGAAGUAGCCGUGUCGGACUUUGUGAGUGUGUGCAUGUCAAUGUGUGUAACCUGUGCUUCAACUUGUGUCUGUGAAGUGACCUUCUCUCGUCUUGUACUUCGCCAAAAUAUCCCAUGAAGAUGAUGUUAAAAUCCCUCCCUUGUACCUCUCGAGCCUACAUAAUGUAUGAUCUAUAUGCGUCUGUAAAAGAUUGUAUUGAGAAAUAAACCUGUAUAGAAGAAAGAUAUAAAUAUAUAUGAAUUAAUAGAUAAAUAAAGUUCAGAUGUAAAUGAGUA